Molecule: messenger RNA, 1289 nt
Organism: Paramuricea clavata
Lineage: Eukaryota; Metazoa; Cnidaria; Anthozoa; Malacalcyonacea; Plexauridae
Source: the annotation of a GenBank genome assembly
AUGGAAAAACUAUUCAGAAACCAGAAGUUGAAUGUUAGUGUAAGAACUGUUAAGAGUGGUGAGGACGUACUAUUUUACGCAAAAGAUGUGGCAGAAUCUCUAGGGUACUCAAACACAAGAAAGGCUAUCAAAGACCACGUUUGGGAAGAGGAUAAGUGCACUCUGGGGUCCAUCCAAAGGGGGAACCUGGAGUGCCCCCUUUUGAAGGGCCAGCCCGGUACCAUUUUAAUAACAGAACAGGGUUUGUACCAAUUAAUUUUUAGAUCAGAGCUUAACAUAGCAAAGGAGUUCAGGAGGUGGGUGUUCACUGAGGUCCUCCCAUCUAUCCGCAGGACGGGCUUAUAUGAAUUACCAGACAGAAGGUCACUUAGGUAUAACCAAAUGAUUCUUAUAAAUGAAACUGACCUUCAUCAUACAGUUGUGAGUUACAUUAGAGAUAACUACCCAGAGGCUGUAAUAAUACCUAGCCUAGGUGAGUACCAGGAUACCGUGUCAAAGAGAUGUGACGCCUGGAAGAAGGGAUAUAAAGGUGGUCAGCCGGAUCUUAUUAUAGAGAAUCCUAUGGGGAAGUAUAAAGGAUUUGCCAUCGAAUUUAAGUCUCCCAAGGGCACUGGGACUGUAAGUGAGAAGCAGGCAGUAUGGCUUGGAAAGCUGAGGGAAAUAGGAUACAUGACAAUGAUAUCAGACGACCUAGUGAAAACUUGUAUUAGAAUUAAUGAGUACUUCUCACUUAAGAAGGUCGCAAAGAAGAUCACAGUGAACAACAUACAGUGCGCUGUAAGGUUGUACAGACCUAGGUUCAGUUCAGGUAAGUACUAGUCAGGUCAUCUCACCAGCAGAUUUGAGAUACCCCACCAGUUAUCUCACCAGUAGAUUUGAGACAUCUUACAAGUAAAUUUAAGUUAUCUCACAAGUAGACUCCAGAUGUCUCACAAGAUGAAACCCAGUUAAACCUAAGGUAUCUUACAAGUAGAAUGGAAGAUAAACCUGAGCAAACCCAAGUAGUGACAAGUGAAAAGAAGAAAGACCCAAAAAGAGUAGCUGCGGGAAAACGGUUAGCUGCAAUCAGCAGAUUAGCAAAGGAGAGGAAAAAGAAACUUGCAGAACCUGAGGAGUCAUCCAGCAAUAACAUGAUCGCAUAUGUAGGAGUGGUCAUCGCAUUGAUAUCCCUUGCUCUAGCAUUUAAUCAGCAUCAGAGGGAAACAGAGAAACCAGAACCUAAGUACAUCCCUAAAACUGUAGAAGUAACCAGGAAAGCUGAUGCGCCAAAGUUAGAUUCACUUGAAUGA